GAAAAUAUGGGUAUUUUUGAUCUCAGUAUUUUCGAUGAAUUCAAGCGAAUGGACAAACGACAGGUUGUUUACCAAUUCUUAAAUUUUGCGAUGAUUGUUAGUUCGGCAUUGAUGAUUUGGAAAGGUCUAAUGGUGAUUACAGGCUCUGAAAGUCCAAUAGUCGUCGUAUUGUCAGGUUCAAUGGAGCCAGCAUUUUUCCGAGGCGAUUUGUUAAUGCUCACAAACGAUGUUGAUGAUCCAAUUCGUGCUGGGGAUAUUACAGUCUUUAAAAUUGAAGGAAGAGACAUUCCAAUUGUUCAUCGAGUUAUUAAAGUACACGAAAAGGAUAAAGACGACACUAAAUUUUUGACUAAAGGAGACAAUAAUAUGGUAGAUGAUCGCGGUCUAUAUGCAUCUGGUCAAUAUUGGUUACAGCGUAAAGACGUUGUUGGACGUGCUAAAGGAUUUGUACCUUAUGUUGGAAUGGUCACAAUAAUUAUGAAUGAUUAUCCAAAAUUGAAAUAUUCUGUUCUGGUGUUGUUGGGACUUUUUGUUCUUUUACAUCGUGAAUAG
Meloidogyne enterolobii is the source of this 552-nucleotide messenger RNA. The record is from the annotation of a GenBank genome assembly. NCBI's taxonomy places the organism in Eukaryota, Metazoa, Nematoda, Chromadorea, Rhabditida, Meloidogynidae.